GGGGUACGACACUGAUUCGAACUGCGUUUGCAAAUAUGUGCUCGUUGGCCAGGAGUUUUCUGAGAAGCUCCGUUGUCAGAGGAUGCUUCGGUGCGUGUUCUGCGGGAACGAGUGGCAAGGGAACAGGCAUGGGCCGGCGCGGCUUUUUCGUAGCGUGAAGGGAUGUUCGCAGGUGACCGAUGAAGCUCUUAUGGAGAUGCAUUACACGAGCGGUUACGCAUUUGAGGGAAAGUGGUUGGAGCGGAUCUGCAAGUACGAGGAGCUUCACGGUCCUUGGGUUGACGAGAGGAGGACUGGCGGGGGUCAGGCUCAGGCGUGGGCGGCGUCCAACGCCCCAGUUGGGGCACGACAACAGGGCGAUGACGUCAUCGAUUUGGAUGGCGAGGGAGAGGAUUGCAGGGCCGCGGGGGUUGAGGGGGAGGUCGAGGCUGCAUACUCACAGCGGCCAGUGCUUGAGACGGCGAUGGACAUUGUUGCGGGUCUCAAAAACAUACAGGAGCCGUUUGAUCGCACUGGGGCCACGAUCAUGUUCGAUGGUAGGAAGUCUCGUGAUGGGAAACCCAUCGUGAACUUCCUUGCAGCUGGUGCUCGAGGAGUGAAGAUGUAUAGCACCCUCAACAGCGAGGGUGAGACUGAUGAUGCGCUCGCAGUGUCGGGGAGGUGGAUAUCGAUUUUCUACGACUUCGGUCCUGACAGGGUUAACACCAUUUGCACAGACUCUGCGUCUGCCUACGUAAAGGCAGGCAACGCUUUGGCGGAUCCUCACAUGCGGCCUGAGUACAAACGGAUUAUGUGGCUUCCCUACGCGGCGCAUGUGUGCAACAAAUUGUUGCCGGACAUCGGGACAGCGGGCCCGUGGUGCGUAGACAUUAUUGUGCAUGCGAGAGCGGUAGUGCAUUUCAUAAAAAUGCACGGCCGAGCUGAUUUUUUGUUCAGGAGAGAGAGUCGCCAUCUCAGGUUGUUGUACUCUUGUGAGACUCGCUUCGCUUCUGUGUACGCGAUGCUAGAGCAUUUGGUUGUUGUACGGCGUCCUUUGGAGCGGAUGGUGGAUGGGACAGACUGGUUGAGGGAGCCUUGGGCGACUACGUCGAUCAGGCAGCAUGUGCGGUGGGUGAGGUGGCAGAUCCGGCAUGGCAGUUGGUGGGACUCCAUGGACAUCUUGUGUGCCGUUAUGGAGCCGGCUUAUGAUUUGCUGCACAAGAUGGAUCGUGGAGGGUUAUGCAUGUCUCGAGUGGCCGAGUGGACGGGACGGUUGGCGAGGGAGCUGGAGGCGGCUCUUGAACCGUUAGAGGAUGGAUUGGCGGAUCAGAUUGUCAGGUGCUUGCAGGAGCGCAUCGCUCAUAUGUGUGAGCCUGCGCAUGCUGCAGCGUGCCUCCUUUGUCCGAUGAGGAGGUCGAUGCAGUAUUACAGCGGCGUGUGCAUCGCUCUUCGUGUGUUGUACAUGUGGACGUGCUCCUUUCCCGCGGAGCGGAAAAAGGCCAUCCACGAGAGUAUUCACACGAAGAAGCGUAACAGGUUAUUGUUCCAGAAGGUCACGAAGUUGGUCGAGAUCACGGCCAACACGCGACUUUUGGCUCUUCAGAGCGCUGGUGGAGGUUUGGUUCUUCCGUGGACUCAAGACGAGUCCAUGUUGGAUUUCGAAGGUGGCCUGGAGGCAGACGCUGUGUGCGAGGGGGUGGACCACAACAUACCCGAGGAGGACCGCGAUGAGCAGGCGCAGUUGUGGCGGCGGGAUGCUUGCGGGUCACGACCACCGCCUCCCGUUGAGGACGUGUUCGGGGUUCGGGCCGUCACUUUGAGGCCGUACCCGAGAGAUGACUCGAGUGGAGAUGAGCGCGAGGAGGCAGAUGAGGGUUUCCGCCCCCACGGCUCUGCUGCUGCCCGACCGCUCUACCUGGUAGUGGUCACGCGGAGCAGUUCGAUGAUGCCCAUCAUGAGGGGGCACCACACGGUGAGGCUGGCGGGUGGGGACCAUGCUAUGGAAUCAUCGUCCAUGCGCGAUUUCAUGGCCGAGCUAGAGGCCACUCUGCCAUCCAUAACGGAGGGUGAGUCUAUUGUUGUGCGACAUGUCGGCGACGAGGAUGUUGGGCCUCAGCCACAGACAGUUCACAUGGGAGAGUCUGCACCCGACACCGAGGAGGAGCGCAUGGCUCGAGAGGCGAGAGAGGAUGAGGAGGAGGCCGCAAGGACCAAGGCCCUAGCUGAUGCUGACCCGCGCACACACGCCAUGGCACAUGACAUGGAGGCUAUGCGUCAUCUAGAGACUAGGGGAGAAGGAGUGCACGACAAUGUAGCGGAGGAUGACCAGAUGGAGGGCUCAGUUGGUAGUGCGCACACGCAGACAUUGGAGUUUCGUGGGUUGGUCGUGGAGGCAGCUGCCCACAUUUCACAUGCGGUUCAAGAGAGAGAGGGCGAGACACCAGCACCCGAUAUCGACAGCGCACCCAUCGUCCCGUUACCACCAGACGGAGAGGCGGAUGCCGUUGCAGUGGUCCACGACGGAGAGGCGCGCUGCGAGACAGUGGUUCACUCCACUGUGCCAGAGGCUGAUGCUGCUCAGGUGGUGGCCCCCCAGAUAGUAGAUAGUGCACAUACGACUCAGCUGGGAGAUCCAGGAGCAGUACCAGGGGGAGACGUGGAGGAUGAGGAGGCAGUUGGGAGUCCAACGGCGGUGGGGGGAGAUGCAGAGAUAGGGGAGACAGGGUUCGGGAGGGACAUGGAGAUUCAGCGGUCGCGGCGUCGUCCACCGCGUUACGUAGAGCAGCCACGAGGCAGUUUGAUGUUCGGCGCGAUGACUGUCGAUCAGUUGGGCACGUGCCUUGCGACGGAUCUCACAGAGACGAGACGUGGCGUGAGGAUCGGCUCAAAGAAAGGGAAAGCACUUCUACCACGCAUGCAGUCCAUUUCAUGGGGUCCUGCUAGCCCGACACCGCCAUCAGACGCUUCGUUGGAGGUGGGUGCCAUGGGAGUUGGCGCGGCGCAGUCCCCUCCCAGUGUGGCACAAGAUCGCGGGGCACGACCGUCUGCGCCAACCUCAGCGGCGGGCAGGCCUCGAGAGCGGGGACAAGCGACAGCGGGGGCCAUGGCUUCUUUACUCGGCCGCACUGACAUUCCUUGGAGCAAUACGAGGAGGUCAACAUCGAGUACUAGGAAGAGGCAGCCCGGGUUGGAGAGGCAAUGCUCGUCCACAUCAUCGACGAGGGAGGUACAUGCUGCUUGGCUCGAGCAUCGUGGCGGGUCGGGUGCUGAGGUUGAGGGUGCGGGCGGACGGGGAUCUGCAGUGCCCGGCGCACGAGUGUCGACUCACGAAUUGAGGGAGGUUUCACAGAUCCUCAGGGCAGAUGUGUUGGGGCCUCCCAGGACACAGCGACCGAUACCUAGACGAGCAUCACGCGUGGAUGGUGAGACCACCGGGGGCGAGGGGUUGGAGAUGAUGCGAGGGAGACGUCGCACGGACACCCUCUUAGCGGCGUCACAAAGGGAGAUGAGACUGGAUGGCGUCACAGUGGUUGACGACGAUCAGACUGACGUUGCUGCAGAGGACGCUGACGGAGAGGAGGACCUGUCGAUACACGCGGCACGCCGGACGACCUAUGAGCUAUGAGCGUGGCGAGCGGCAUCCCCAACCCCCCCCCCCCCCCAACCCCACGGUCCCCACCCUCCUAAAAUACACCUGCCGAACUUUCUUUUUUUUUUUGCGCGGAAAUGGCCCCAAGGCGUCCCCUGCCCUCGCGCAACCCCGUGGAGCCCCUGCACUGAUUUUUAAACGCGCGCGCGUGCCUUAAAGUGCUUUGAGCGA
This is a messenger RNA of Chara braunii, 3799 nucleotides long. Lineage: Eukaryota; Viridiplantae; Streptophyta; Charophyceae; Charales; Characeae. The record is from the annotation of a GenBank genome assembly.